AUGCACAUCAAAACAAUCACCAUCCAAGGCUUCAAGUCGUACCGCGACCAGGUUGCUGUCGACCCCUUCUCACCUCGCCAUAAUGUCGUCGUCGGACGUAACGGGAGCGGAAAGUCCAACUUCUUUGCUGCGAUCCGCUUCGUGCUCUCUGACGCGUACACCACGCUGUCCCGCGAGGAACGCCAACGUCUGCUUCAUGAGGGCACCAGCACCACGACUACUCUAUCGGCCUAUGUCGAGAUCGUCUUCGACAAUGCUGACGGCCGAUUCCCCACCGGACAGCCCGAGCUAUACCUCCGCCGCACUAUUGGCCUCAAGAAGGACGAGUACUCACUGGACCGCAAGAGUGUCACCAAAGCCGAGGUCAUGAAUCUCCUUGAGAGCGCCGGCUUCUCCCGAAGCAACCCGUACUACAUCGUACCCCAAGGACGAAUCACGCACUUGACGAACAUUUCAGACAAGGACCGCCUCAACCUCCUCAAGGAGGUGGCUGGCACCAAGGUGUACGAACAGAAGCGUGCUGAAUCGACCCGUAUCAUGGAGGACACAGAUAGCAAGCGCGAAAAGAUCGCUGAGCUUCUGUCGAACAUCGAGACGCGCCUGGAGGAGCUUGAGGCGGAGAAGGACGAGCUCAAGGAGUUUCAAGGGCUCGACCGCGACCGCCGCUGCCUCGAGUACUCGCUACAGCAGCGCGAACUGGACGACAUCACCACCACGCUUGAGCAGCUUGAGGAGGAACGCUUGAAUGGCCACCACGAGAUCAACGAGCAGGAGCGGGCGCUGCACGAGCUCGAGGCUCGCAUCCAGAAAAUGGAGGACAAGCUCACCCGCAACAAGCAUUCGCACUCGACCUCGAGCAUUGCUCUCCAGCAGUACGAAUCCGAGAUGGAGGACCUCGUCCGCAGCAAGACCGAGGUGGAAUGUAUCAUCGCCGACUUUCAGCAGGCGGGCGAGAACAACGAGACGCGUCGCUUGGAGACGAUCGAGCAGCUUGAGUCGUUGGACAGGCGUGUGAAGCGCACCGCCGACAAACUCGAUGAGCUGAACACUGCGCUAGAACAGCGCACCGCCGAGGAACGUCAAGCCAAAGAUCUUCUGGACACGUCCCAAUCUCGCCUGCAGGUCUUGUACGCCAAGCAGGGCCGCACCCGCCAAUUCCGGUCCAAAGCAGACCGCGAUGCGUAUUUGACGAACGAGGUCAGGAGCCUCGAGUCGUACGCGAAACAGCAGCAGAAGACGAUCGCCGACAGGGAGCAGGAUGUACAGCGCGCCAAGACUCAUCUUGAAGAAGUUUCUGCGCGGGCUGCCGAGCAGCAAGACGGUGAGGAGGGACAGCGUGAAACUUUAAAGAAGAUGGGCGAGGAGCAGGCCAAGCUCAAGACCGACCUCGACAGCAUGAAGGAGAAGCGCAAGGAGUUGUGGCGCGAGGAUGGCAAGCUUUCGCAGUCUGCCACCAAUGCCAAGAGCGAGCUAGACAAUGCGCAGCGCCUUUUGCAGGGCAUGAUGGACAAGGACACGAGCAACGGUCUGCGCUCCGUCCGCAACAUAGCCAGGCGCCUGAACCUGAAUGGCGUCUACGGCCCGGUGUACGAACUGUUCGAGGUGUCGGACAAGUACAAGACGGCAGUGGAGACUGUUGCUGGGACCAGCCUCUUUCAUGUAGUGGUCGAUAACGACGACACCGCGUCCACGCUCAUCGAUGCCAUGAACAAGGAGCGGAGUGGUCGCGUCACCUUCAUGCCCCUCAACCGCCUCAAGAGCGUCAGUGUCCAGUAUCCCAAAGCGAAUGACGCUGUGCCUUUACUCUCUAAGCUCACGUACGACCGCGCGUACCAGAUGGCUUUCGAGCAGAUCUUUGCCCGUACAGUCGUCUGCUCGGACUUGGCAACUGCCGCUCAGUAUACGCGCAGCCACGGGCUGAACGGUGUCACGGACUCCGGAGACAGAGUGGACCGCAAGGGUGCCCUGACCGGUGGUUACCACGACAACCGCCGCUCACGUCUCGAUGCCAUCAAGCACGUCAAGCGCUGGAAUGAAGAUUAUGAGCGCGACGCUACUCGACACACCGAAGUCAAGGAAGGUCUUGCCAAGCUCGAGCAGCAGAUCUCCCAGGCGAUGGGCGAGAUCCAGAGGAUCGACGCCAAGCGCAACGCCAUGGUUGAAGACCGCGGGCAUCAGGCGCGUCAGGCCAACUGGAUCAUGCGCGAGGUGGAGCAAUCGCGGCAACGCCUCGCGCGCCUCGAGGGCUCGCUGGCUGACGACGAGGCGAGCCUUAAAGCGGCAAUGGCCAAGAAGGCGGCCUUAGAGGAGGAAUUGCAGACCCCGAUGCAGCCGCAGCUGUCGCCGGCCGAGGUGCAGGAGCUCGAAACCCUGUCCAAGGACGCAGAAGACCAGAAGAAGGCCCUGCUGCAAGCUUCCCAGAGCCGCCAACAGGUUGCUUCUGAGCGUAGCGAGCUAGAGAUCGAGCUCACCGAAAACCUCCGUCGCCGCCGAAACCAACUCCGUGCCAAGCUCGAUGAUCUGGAUAGCGCCUCUGGAUCCGGUGUCAUCAACGCGGGCGAGAUCGAGCAGCGCAAGGCGGAGCUCAACAGCAUUGGCCGGUCCAUCGACACACUUUCAGAGCAGAUCCAGACUGUCGAGGAGGAGAUCGAGGCGCUCGCAACGGCCAUCUCGGAGCAGAAUACCAAGCUCGAAGAGUUGCACACCGAGGCCAACGAUGUCACCCGAGCCAUGCUCCGCAUCCAGAAGAGCCAGGAGCGCUAUCUGAGCAAGAAGCAAACCCUCGAAAACCGCAAGGAGGAAUGUGAGGUGGCCAUCCGCGACCUCGGCGUGCUUCCCGACGAGGCGUUCACCAAGUACACAGGCGACAAGUACAAGUCGGCCAGCGGCAUGGAGAAGCUCGUCAAGCUCUUGCACAAGGUCAACGAUGGCCUGAAGAAGUUUGCGCACGUGAACAAGAAGGCGUUUGAGCAGUACAACAACUUCACCAAGCAGCGUGACGAGCUGUUAGCCCGCCGCGCCGAGCUCGACCAGUCAGCAGACUCAAUCCAGGACCUGAUCCAGACGCUCGACCAGCGCAAGGACGAAGCGAUCGAGCGCACAUUCAAGCAGGUGUCCAAGUACUUCGAAGAGGUGUUUGAGCAGCUUGUGCCAGCAGGGCGUGGGCGGCUCAUCAUGCAGAAGCGGACUGACUCGUACCUGGACGAGGAGAGCGAGCCACCACAGCCAAAGGAGGGAGAGCAGAGCGAGAUUGACAGCUACACUGGCGUCUCGAUCAAGGUGUCAUUCAACUCGAAGGAGGAUGAGGGACAGCGCAUCUCGCAGCUGUCGGGUGGGCAGAAGUCGCUCGUUGCCCUUGCGACCGUGUUCGCGAUCCAGAAAUGUGACCCAGCACCGUUCUACCUCUUCGACGAGAUCGACGCGAACCUCGACACUCAGUACCGCACGUCUGUAGCCAACAUGAUCCACGCGCUCAGCGACUCCGCGCAGUUCAUCACCACAACCUUCCGCAGCGAGAUGCUCGUCAACGCCGACAAGUUUUACGGUGUCUACUUUGACAAACAAAAAGUGUCGACUAUCCAGACAAUCACGCAGGACGAGGCGCAGAAGUUUAUCGACACGGCGGCUGGCAUGACCUAG
Messenger RNA from Cutaneotrichosporon cavernicola, 3639 nucleotides. RefSeq lists its product as uncharacterized. Gene Ontology annotation, biological process: mitotic sister chromatid cohesion. The transcript has 11 exons. Gene Ontology annotation, molecular function: ATP binding; protein binding; ATP hydrolysis activity. The record is from RefSeq and is a predicted model, not a curated record. Lineage: Eukaryota; Fungi; Basidiomycota; Tremellomycetes; Trichosporonales; Trichosporonaceae. Gene Ontology annotation, cellular component: mitotic cohesin complex; chromosome. The coding region runs from base 1 to 3639 and encodes 1212 amino acids.